UCUAAGUCGAAGAGUCCACGAUUCCAGCUGAUAACCUCCUAAGACACGCCCUGAAGGAACAUAUUUAAUGUAUCAAAGUUUUCGAUACUUCCACGAUAGAUUAUCAUGAUGUUUACGUAACAUCGGCAUCACCAGCAGUUAUCAAUUACGUUAUCAGCUGUUAUCACUUAUCGAUCGUGCAUUCCUCGCGUAUUCUGCUUGUGUACGUUAUAUUGUGCAUGAUAUUGUUCCAGGAGUAAUGCUGUCCCGAAAACACAGAAAAAGAACAAACCUCUUACAUCAUGAUUUCAGUGACGUUUGAAGCAUAAAUGUACCUAUUCAGACAUUCAAAAACAUGAGAAAUGCCGUUACAGAGAUAAGAGAACUUAGGAAUUUUUUUCAUUGUUAAUGAACGACUUGUAAAGUGCAACGUCUUUUCAUGAAGAAACCGAGAUAACAGUUAUUAGCGGACGAGUCAACGAAUGUGCCAGUCGCAAAAAUGAUUCAGCAAAUAAUCAGAAAAGCAGCGUCGUUAUUAUUUACUGAAAAAUGCAUGAAGGAGUAUUUCGAGAAAUUUAAUUUUCUUCAUGGUGAAUGUUUCAAAGCCACAUUGAGCAAAGGUUUAGGACUCGGCAUCAUUGCCGGUUCUUUUCUAGUAAAAGUACCUCAAAUUGUAAAAAUUAUAAAGAGCAAAAGUGGUGAAGGAAUCAAUGUCUUCAGCGUGUUAUUGGAUUUGUUUGCCAUUACUGCAAUGUCAUCAUAUAGUUUUAUGAAUGGAUUUCCAUUUAGUGCCUGGGGAGAUGGAGUAUUUUUAGGGUUUCAAACUGUGGCUAUUGCUGUUCUAGUAAUGCAUUAUAAUGGCGAAACAACCAAAGCAACUGCAUUUCUUUCUGCCUAUCUGGCUGUGAUUUUUGCAGCUAAUAGUGGAUUAACACCUAUUCAUGUUCUUUGGACAUGUCAAGCAAUGAAUAUACCUAUUAUUCUUGUUAGUAAGUUUAUACAAGCUUAUACGAAUUAUUCCAAUGGAAAUACUGGCCAGUUAUCGGCAAUAACGUGCUUCUUGCUCUUCUUCGGAUCUCUUGCGAGAAUCUUUACUUCCAUUCAGGAGACCGGUGAUGCAUCCAUGAUAAUAAUGUACACGUGUUCCACAGUGGCAAAUGCUGUGAUAGUAUUGCAACUACUUUAUUAUUGGAAUGUGCAACAAGAAAAGACAAUCAAGAAGAAGAAAUAGAGAUCAAAAGAGAAAACAAAUUUAUAUACACAAUGUGCGAGCUAUAAUUUAUAUGAGCCAUUGAUGUAAUUUGUAUAUUUAAUAACGCUUGGAUACAUAAAAUCUUGUAGGGAUGAUAUCUCAAGCUAGAGUGGUGAUUCUCAAACAGCGUCACAAAUAUUAUCGAAGUAUUAUCGAAGUUACAAAUGUAAGAAGAAACUUACUUGUAUAUAAAAUAUUUGUUACUCAAUUAAAUAUAAAUAUAAAUUUUGUACACUUAAAUAUUAUUUUUAUAAAGUUUUAUUUCUAUUCAUAUUUUAUACAAUAUGUUAUAUACAACAUAUAUUUUCAUGUUAUAAAGCGUGCUCCAGAAAAGUUUUUAUGCUUUACAAUGCCAAUAAAGUUUGAGAAUCACUGAGCUAGAAUAACGUGGUAGAGCAAUUAAAUGCUUGGGUAAUGGCACUUAUUAUUAUUAGAAAAUAUAUCUUUGGAAGUGGAAUAUAUUAAAGAACACACAGUUUCGAGGACAAUAUUAUUACUGUAUUGUAGAAGUAAGACGGAGUCACACAAUAUCAUUUUGUGUAGCCUGAUGAAAUGUUAUAUGAAAAAUAAUAUUGUAUACACAUUUCGUUUUAUCAUCUAAACAUAUUUUGCAAGAAGACAAUAUACUAUGAAAUAUGUUAAAUGUCUGCGCAAUAAAUACAAUUCGGGAGUCCAAGUCUCCUCUUUUGAAAGGGGAAAAUUAUUGUUAACUGCCUUACUUACACACUUGUUAAACUUAUUUAUAUGAUACAUAACACACAUAUCAUAUUAUUUUUUAGAACAUAUCAAGGACAGGUAAAUCAUAUUUUAUAUGCCUUCUUUGUUACUUGUACUAGCAAGUUAAUUAAUAUAUACUGUUGUCUAAGGAACCAA
Molecule: messenger RNA, 2104 nt
Organism: Pseudomyrmex gracilis
Lineage: Eukaryota; Metazoa; Arthropoda; Insecta; Hymenoptera; Formicidae
Product: mannose-P-dolichol utilization defect 1 protein homolog
Exons: 6
Coding region: 479-1210 (243 amino acids)
Biological process (GO): oligosaccharide biosynthetic process
Source: RefSeq, a predicted model, not a curated record